Molecule: messenger RNA, 1207 nt
Organism: Lycium barbarum (goji berry)
Lineage: Eukaryota; Viridiplantae; Streptophyta; Magnoliopsida; Solanales; Solanaceae
Exons: 3
Coding region: 310-936 (208 amino acids)
Source: RefSeq, a predicted model, not a curated record
GAUUUUGUUUUAGGACCAGCGAGUCAAAUGCAAGGCGAUAUGCAUAUAGUUCGAUGUGUAAGAAGUGGGGUGCAAGAAGGCUAAAGUUGUUUAAUGCAAUUGAUGGCCCACUUAAGAGCAGAGAUCAGAUAAGAGCUGAGGCAAUUAAUAAAGUUCCAGAUGGGAUUCCACGGGAUCAAUGGAUUUCUUAUGUUGAUUACCGCCUUAAAGAAAAAACAGGGGUAUUUAUUUAAAUGCUUCAAUUGGUAUGUGUAAUUAUAUGGCUAUUUGUUUGUAUAUCUUAACUUUUGAGUAUCUUUUUGUAAGAAAAUGUGCAAAAGAAAUGCUGAAAUUCGGAAGACACAAACCAUUUCACACAUCGGUGUCUCCAAACCCAACUCCAAAAGAAGGGCUGAAAUGAUGGCUAAUAACGGACAAACUCCUGGACGAGGUCAACUUUAUCUUGCUACUCAUAGGAAUGAAGAUGGAUCAUAUGUUAAUGAGGCAGCAAAAGAGAUAUGUGAAAAAAUUGAACAAGACAUGACUCAAAGCACCACAGAUGAGUCCGAGAUUUCGCCAAAUGAUGCCGUCGGAAAAGUACUAGGAAAAGAGCAUUCUGGACGGGUAAGGUGCUUGGGAUUAGGAGUCGUCCCAAGUAGAGCUUUUAAACAAACAAGACCCUGUUAUAGUGAUUUGAAUGCUUCAAGUUACAAUAAUGGUUCAUGUUCUUCUCAAUGGCAAGAGAAGUACAAUCAGAUGUUGAGUGCUCACAACGAAAGCCAAGACAACCUCAAUUUUCUGAUGAAUGCUCACACUGAAAUGAUGAGCGCUUUCAAGAUGUAUAUGAUAAGGAAAGAAGGGAGAAUACCUGAAGAAUUUGCUGGGAUCUUUGUUUCUACUACUCCUCCUUCAACGGUAAGAUUGUUAACUUUGAAAUGUAACUUACUCACAUCCUAAAUUAAUCUCAAACUAUAAUCCCUUCAUUGUAGACUUGUUGGAACCUAGAGUAGUUCCUUCUAUGUACCUUUUUCUGUUAAGAUGAUGAGAAUGUAAGUAGUUAUGCUCUAUUUUUAUUGUCAUUCUUCAAGAAUGGAGACCUAGGGAAUCUGGAUCUAGACAACAAGUAUAAAGGCACAUAUUUUGGCUUACUGAUUAGAAAAAAUUGUCCCUUAACAUUGUCCCUACUAGCUAGUGUACAUGAAUGCCCAGUUUGUACCAAUUCUAUGUA